Molecule: messenger RNA, 921 nt
Organism: Cyprinodon variegatus (sheepshead minnow)
Lineage: Eukaryota; Metazoa; Chordata; Actinopteri; Cyprinodontiformes; Cyprinodontidae
Product: olfactory receptor 142-like
Exons: 1
Coding region: 1-921 (306 amino acids)
Biological process (GO): G protein-coupled receptor signaling pathway
Cellular component (GO): membrane
Molecular function (GO): G protein-coupled receptor activity; olfactory receptor activity
Source: RefSeq, a predicted model, not a curated record
AUGGAACCAAGGUUUAAUGUGACAUACAUUAUUCUUGGAGGCUAUGCAGAACUACAGAAGUACAGAUACCUCUAUUUUGUCAUCAUGGUUACUGCAUAUCUUCUCAUAAUCUUUUGGAACACUUGUAUUGUUUGCCUUAUUAUUGUUCACAAAAACCUCCAUGAGCCUAUGUAUGUUUUCAUUGCUGCUUUGUUAAUCAAUUCUAUUUUUUACAGUACUAACAUUUACCCUAAGCUCUUCAUAGACUUUUUAUCCAAAAGGCAGAUCAUAUUCUAUCAAGCUUGUCUUUUUCAAAUCUUUGCAUUUUAUUCUUUAAGUUGUUCAGAAUUCUUACUGCUGGCAGCAAUGGCCUAUGACAGAUAUGUCUCUAUAUGUAAACCUCUGCAAUAUCCAUCCAUAAUGACAAGAAAAGCUGUUAGUGCUUUGCUUGUUUCAGCUUGGCUUAUACCUGCCUAUCAUGUUUCAGUCUCCGUUAUACUCAGUUCCCAUAGAAGACUAUGUACAAACACCUUAAAUGGGAUUUAUUGUAAUAAUGCAGCUCAUGGUCUUUAUUGUGUGAGUUCAGUAGCACUUUCCGUUUAUGGUGUAGUUGUUUUAUUUAAUACUGGUAUUUUUCCAAUGCUUUUCAUAGUCUUUACAUAUACAAAGAUAGUAAUAAUAGCCUAUAAGAGUUGCAGAGAAGUCAGAAAAAGAGCUGCACAGACCUGUUUGCCUCACCUGCUGGUUUUAUUUAACUACUCCAUUCUGUUUACAUAUGAUGUUUUUAUAGUCAAGUUGGAAUCAGAUAUACCGAGGACUGCAAAACUUUUAAUGAGUCUUCAAAUAAUUACAUAUCAUCCACUCUGUAAUCCGCUUAUAUAUGGAUUAAAAAUGAAAGCAAUUUUGGUACAUCUAAAAAAAUUCUUUAGUCAGUCCAAAUGA